UCUGGUGAAUGCUUGGAACGCUCUCGAGAAGUAUGAGAGAGCGUGUUGAAACCACGUGCAAACCCCAAAUUGGGCAAUUUUCUAUUGUACACCGUGUAUCGUGUCCAUCUUCCUUGCCUUUCCCACUCCCUCUCACUCUAUCUGCAAAUUCCAUAUAGCCCAUAUCAUUUUACAGAACUGAAAACACACACACAAUACCACAUCAAGAAGGGGGGAAAAAAGAGAGAAAAAAGUUGCAGUACACAAUUGUCUUAUUUUUCAGAAUGGCUAUGGUGAAUGCAGUUUCUGUUGCUAUUAGACCAACAGCUUCUCCUUUUCUUCUGCCUUCAACUUCAUCGUCCAAUUUUCCCUCAAUUUCCCUUACAAAAAAUUCUGAAUUGUUGACUUUUGCACUGGCAAAAAAAAGGGAUCUUUUUUCUCCUAUUUCUGCUUUCAAUAAUAAGAAGAUUUGUGAUUCUGUGGAUACAGCUGAAGACAAAGAUGAUGCAUUGGAAGAGCCGGUUGAGACUCUCUUAUAUUCGUUCUCUCCUCUGCCUUUGCUGUUUGUGGCUUCUCUACCUGGAGCUGCGACUGUGAGGUCUCUGUUUGGCCCUUUUGUUGAGCUGGUCAAGUCCUGGAACCUUCCUGACUGGCUUGUGCACUGGGGUCACCCUGGUAACAUGGCUGUUGUGCUCUUUGCUAUGGGUGGUUAUGGAACUUAUUUGGGUUUUCGUAUUCGCUUCUCCGAUGAUGUGGAGGAGCAGGCCAAGGCCAAAGAUUUGCAUCCUAAACUUCUUGGAGGAAUGUUUUUCUUCUUUGCUUUGGGAGCUACUGGUGGAGUUACAUCUCUUCUAACUUCAGAUAAACCCAUUUUUGAAAGUCCUCAUGCUGUAACAGGUUUCAUUGGGCUUGCUCUUUUGACAAUUCAGACCAUAUUGCCUGCUUUGUUUGAGGGGAAUCCCGGAUUGCGCAAUGUUCAUGGGAUAUUGGGCAGUGGCAUUAUGACAUUGUUUCUUGUCCAUGCCGCCCUUGGACUUCAGCUUGGCCUGAGUUACUAACCUCUUGGCACAAAUCAUAGUGCAUCUUUAUAGAUGUGAGACUGUAGGUUCAAAUAGCUUGAACGAUCUAAUGUGCCUAUGCAUGUUGGAUAGGGACGAUUAUUUAUGGGUUCAAAUGAUCCUUGGAGUCAAAUAGAAAUAAAAAAAAAUACAAAAAUUCUUCAAGUACAGAAAAUUUUUACCAGAUUUUUGAAUUUUCACUCACAUAAGAGUGGGGCCCGUGUAUAAAAUAUUGAAAAAAAAAAAAACAAAAUUCCCGCCUUUGAAUGUGAGUGUUUGGUAGGUACAGGGAUUUAAAUCCCUGUACUUAUAGCAAGGUUGAAAAAAAUAUACCCCUUGAAGUCAACGAAAUGCAAAAUAUAUUACGAUUUGUUUGAACUUUGACUAUGGAAAUGAAAUAUCCACUAUCCAGAUAA
Messenger RNA from Olea europaea var. sylvestris, 1453 nucleotides. RefSeq lists its product as uncharacterized. Bases 264 to 1037 code for a protein of 257 amino acids. The record is from RefSeq and is a predicted model, not a curated record. Gene Ontology annotation, biological process: respiratory electron transport chain. The transcript has 6 exons. NCBI's taxonomy places the organism in Eukaryota, Viridiplantae, Streptophyta, Magnoliopsida, Lamiales, Oleaceae. Gene Ontology annotation, cellular component: membrane.